GUGAAGCUUAGCGACGCCUGCGCUUGCCAUUUGCUUGGAGGGGAGGAGGAGGAGAAGCUGAAACUCGCAUGAGCGUUCUUUUUUUCUUGACGUUUCUUCCACCGCAACACCAAAUUAACAGCUUAUCCCGUGGGCACAGCUUCUGCUACUCUGCUAUUUCGUCUCCCGGCCCCUUUCUAUUUCGCCUGUUCUUUGCCUUUGCCCGGCUGCAAUCCCUUUGCCGCCGUCGCCACCGGCCGUCUUGUCCCCGUCUCCACACACCACCCCAGGCGUAAGGUCGAUCGCCUAUUAGCUACAAGGCAACCUAAUUUGUAUGCACAUACCAAGUGUUCCCUUGGCUUCCAGGUUUUGCUUUGGCCCGUUGGACGGCUGGUCCAUAUCGGAACCCCAUCUCAGGAGAUAGUCGUCUUUUUCCGCCAAUGUCUCAGCUCUGACACGCCUGCUCGCUUUAGGUUUGCUCUGCGCGUCGCUUUGCUGUCUCGCCCAGCAACAGGCCGGCCCUGCUCCAUACGUUGGUCAAUCUACCUUUAGACCGCCUUCGCUCUCUUUUUUGUCCUCCUUCGUCACUGCAUGUAAUUCUGUUUCUUCAACGUUUUGCUGCUGACGGAAGGACGGUCAUGUUGCCCAAUAUGGCCUCCAGUAAGUCCUUUCGUGGCACUAUGAUGCCGCCUUCUCUCUCUCUUUCUGCUAUCCCCGAAAACCGCGACUUCUCGCCUGCCUCGAGUCCUCUUCGUCGUCAUAUUCGCCAAAAGUUUAGCUUCGAAUCCGAUCACCACCCGCUUCCGCCCAUUCCUACCGACCAGUUCGACUCUGAUGACGACGAUGACGACGAAGAGUUCAACUUUGAGGAGGCAAUGCAGUCAUUCCCGGCUUUCCGAGACGAAAAAUCGAAAUAUUGGAACGACCGCGUUUCUUCUCUGCUCCCAUCACUCAUCACUUCCUCUACAGAUCCCUACCUAAUCCAGCGCAAACCGUUGGCUAUUGAGAAAUCGCUCCCCGCCAACACGCCUCCGCCUCCGCCUCCGCCAUACAACGAGCACGAACCCAAGAUUUCUCUCGACUCCAAAAUCGAAGAUCCCGAAUCCUUUUCACCUCUUACGGAUUCCACAGCACCCUCGGAAAACAGUCCAUCGCUAAGCCUGCCUUUGCUGCAGACCAAGAUUCCGGGUGCCAGUUUUUGGGACGACGAUACGACAUCGCCUACGUCACACCCGUUGCCAAGCCUUCCGGCAGAACUUCCCGCGGCAGUACCGGUAGAAAUGCCCGUAAACUUUGAUAUCGAAGAAAAUCCAGAAUCGACCCAGCUCGACGUUUCCAGACAUGGUUCCACGGAUAGCGGGAGCGAUACGAGUUUUGCCGGUCGCCGAAAGCUGCGCAAAGACAGCCCCGGAUCCAGAAGGCGAAGCAACUCGUAUCAAUCCUCGACAGUCCCUCCACCACCCCAGCUGGGCAUUAAGUCUCGCGCAACAGCUACCAUUCCUGAACCCAGAGGACGCAGCGUCUCGUCACACCCAACGGUUGCCGUUACAGAUAUGUCCCCAAUUUCCAUCCCUGUACCCCCAAUCCCGAUGGCGCGGGCAUCGUCUGCUCAGCCAGCAAAUCAAAGCCCAUCCCGAGGCCGCGUACGGAGAAGCUGGAUGCCGGGAUCGAGAUCUCGGUCCAAUUCCGUCGAAGUUAGCCAAGCUCUUGGUUCAACGUCAUCGUCUCAGGCAUGGAUCAUGGGUGAGGAAAACAAAAGCGAUUACAAUACAUCAUUCUUGAAGAAUGCGGAAAAAGUCCCUGAACUAUGGAAUGAAAGUGGAAGUGUCCUCGUCUUUCUGUUCCCCAAGUCGACAGGUGCUGCUCCAUCUUUCAAAGUACCCGAAUUCACCAUUGCGUCAUCCUAUCUGUUCAACGAAUUGAUUGCCUCGGAGCAAGAGGCUCUGGCUGCGAGCCCGUCACCAAUUACUCCUUCUCGACAUCGCGCCAGAAGCUUUGGCGGCCGUGAUAGCUUGUCAGUAGAAGACGCCAGCCGCAUGUUAUCACCACCGAUGAACCAGAUACAGGCUGAUUUUGCUGCCGAUCUCCGUCUAUAUAUUCCUAUUGUUCGACCUACAGCCACAACCGGACAUCUAGCAUCGCCUUCUUACGGUGCUGAAGCCGAUAUGGAGCGUCUGAUUGGUAUUCGAAACAUGUUUGCUUUCUUAACCGGCCAGCCUCUUGUCGGUACACCGUCUUGCCCUAACAUGUUUACGGCCUUUUUGCAGAUUGCCGAACUUCUCGAAGAAUUUGGCUUUAUUGGUGUGGACGGGUGCGGAUUUGGGCAAGCCGUUGACAUGAGCUUCUCUUUCUACUGCGAUCAAUUUGGAUUCUCCGACUGCAGAAGCAGCCGCGAGAAGACAGUCGAAGCGCUGAUUUUGGGCGAACGUAUGCGAUGCAUGGAUCUGUAUGGUGAGGCAUUUGCUCAUGCCGCCGGCAAGUACUCUGCUAUUAUGGAUCUUCGAUUGCCUUUGUAUGACCGCUUAUCGCCGCGCACACGACAGCGUCUCGAAAGGUCUCACAUCGACUUGCUCAACAGACAGCAUAACGUCAAUGAGCACUUGGAACUGUUUGAAUUUCCGUCCAUCUUUGCUGGUAUUGCAAACUCGACGUCCGUACCAGAGCUGCGCCAGAUUCGCUUCAAAGUCUGGAAAGCGUCGUUUAGUAAAAUGCGAGCCUUUAUCUUAUCAUACUACAAGGGUACCUUCGGAAGCUGGCCUCCCAAGGCGACGAGCAAGAAGAAUCCCUUUGCUGAAAGUGGCUUGAACCGACUAGUACUGAAGCUCUUGUAUUCAGAUAUGUGCGCCCUAUACGAUUUGAUGGUCGAUCGAGAAAAUAUCACAACUCGCAUCAUUGAUCACGCACCUACGGUGACCAAGGCCAACGAAAAGGUACACAUCUCAGCGUUACGCAACAUUAUGUCUGAAUUUGACCGCUCGCGCCCUCCCGUCCUACCUCCGAUUCCUUUCGACGUCCCCCAGCUUCCCAACAUGGCGGCUAUUAUGGAAACAUAUAGCGGUCUGCAACCCAAAGAGCAGGCCAAGUUUGACAAGAAGAUCAAGGAACACGAACUAGCUCUCAUCCUGAACAAGGCUUACAACUAUGACACGAACAAGAUUAAGCUACCAUUCUUGGACCAAUUCAAGGAGUUUGAGUUACGCGAGGCCAAGGGCAAGGCCGGACAAGACUUGGUUGACCAGCGUAUCGGCUACUGGCUGUUUUUGUACGCGGUCUUGCAGUCGCUACCCAUGCUUGUUGUAGAUGCUCCCGGACUCAAGCAUACUGAGGGAACAGAGUACUUCCUAUGCCAGCCCAUCAUGGGACAACCACCAUGGGCUGAGGAUGGUCAGGUGCGAAAGAUGUGGUACGAAGUCGCCGGUGGCGGUGGUCUAGUAGAGUUGUCUGCCGAUGCUGUCAUGUACAGUGUCGAAGCAACAUACCACCGAAGCCACUGCUGGCUGGCCGCCAAGCAAUGGGAGAAUAUGGAAGAGGCUACAGAAGAUAUCCCUGUAGCCCCUGCGUUAUCACCACUGGCACCGCCCCGGCCAAUGUUUGAGAGCAUGAAUGAUGCGCUUGGUAGCGGUACACCACCUGCUUCUGCAUCAUCUACGCCUCCUGGAGUUGCUCCGGCUCUCGCUCUCCGUACCCGCAAUCUUUCUCCGGCAAGGAAUUCGCGCGCAAGCCCGUCUUGGCGAUCCAGCAUUGCCAUUGGCAUUGAGCCUGUACCUAUGGACGAACCCACUACGUUUGGACCCCACCAGCGCAGUAGUUCCAUGGGCCCAAAGCAGAUGAGCAUUCACAGUGGCCGCAGUCAAUCUUCAGGCAACCUAUACAGCAUGGCUGCUAGCGUCGCGUCUAGCCCGCGAACAAUGACACCAGCACCAACGCUGACUUCCAGCGCAACUUUUGACGACAUUCUCGGUACCGUUAGCGGUAACAAAGAGAAAAAGGAGAAACUGGCGGUUACCAAAAAGAGAAGCCGCUUCUUUUAACAUAGAUUGGGCAUUGGCGUUUUUCAUAUUUACUUGGCACUCUCUUUCGACAUAUCCAGUUUCUUCAUGUUUUGCAUUCAUUGCAUGGGGCUUUCUUUUUUGGAAAUACGAUCUACAACCUCUACCAACCAAUCAACUUAAUAUAGAACCAUCGUUUUUCUUAGCAAUAUAAAAGAGAGCCAUCUCAGACUUUACAUUAG
[Torrubiella] hemipterigena is the source of this 4210-nucleotide messenger RNA. Lineage: Eukaryota; Fungi; Ascomycota; Sordariomycetes; Hypocreales; Clavicipitaceae. The record is from the annotation of a GenBank genome assembly.